Messenger RNA from Lymnaea stagnalis (great pond snail), 11881 nucleotides. Lineage: Eukaryota; Metazoa; Mollusca; Gastropoda; Lymnaeidae. The record is from the annotation of a GenBank genome assembly.
GGUCAAAUUGUUGUAAACUUAAUAAAAAAAAAAAAAGCUCAGCUAUUUUAUCAUAAAAUAGUAAGUAACCAUCAGUAAUACCACAUUUUUCACACAUUUUAAGUCUGACAACUUAACUAUGUUAUGAUGAAUUAUUAUACUGUUAUGUGUCUUCAUAUUUUACCUUGCAUUUCAUAAAAGACUAAAAGAUGACCUAAUAAUACAGCUUAGGUAGUCUAGUAAGUUUAGUAAGGGGGGGGGGGGGGCGCUAUGCUAUAGUCUAGUUAUGACCACAGUAGUCUAGACUCAAACUCUAGCGCUAGGUCUAGCGACACAAUUGUCAAUUGUACACUGACUGUUACUCCCGAGCCCUAUUCUUACUAUCUUAUAUUUUAUUUCUACUCUAAUCUAAGUAUAGUAAGUUAAGUAAGUAGCUAGCUAUAUCAGAGGCUUGAUAACUAAGAAUUCUAAGAUGGGGUUUACGUUUAAAGGAACUAAUGGAAGGAUCACUAUUAUUACUACGACUCCUAAGUAAGGACUACUAACUUAUAACUAACACUAACACCCUAUUCCUGUGGUCGGCAAAUUGCGGCUCGGCCAGUCGGCCACAAAUCGGUUUUAAUGCCAAAAAAACAUUGUUCUUGACAGGUUCUUGAAAAGAAAUUUGUCUCUCAAAAAUUUUUUAAUCGUCCUGCUACUCAUUUUUGGCCCUUUUGACUUAUAUGAGUUUGCCGACCACUCUGAGACUUCCUUCUUAAACUUAAACUGAACCAUUUGCUAACUGAAAUAAUUUUCGGCUAAAAUUAUGGACUGAUCCCACGGCGUCUUUUGUGUGUUUAUUAUAAUUGCAGUGAAUUAGGGUUUAGGUUAGGUUGAGGGAUCGAUUUAGGGUUCAGGUUAGGCAUAGGGAUCGAUUUAGGGUUCAGGUUAGGCAUAGGGAUCGAUUUAGGGAUACAUUCGUGAAAUUCGAUAAAAUUGUGGCAUUCGUCCUUAAAAUUUACCUAAUUUUCCCCUUAAAAUUCAACGUAAGUUCAAUCAAUCUGUUUCAGUUCCAGCCCUUGAAGUAUAAGUUAUCUUUACAUUUUUAAGUGUUGUGCUAUUAUAAAAAAUACACAUCAUUUUAUCAGAACUACCAGCCACUCUCUGUUUUAGAACACUAAGAUUUCCACUUCUUCAGCAAAAUUUAUCCAAACACCCUCUACUCACUUUAAAUUUAAAUUCUUCAGCUUCAGCACUUGUACUUACUGUUUUGGCUAACAAAUCACUUUGCAACUGCCUAGACUUUUCACAAAUUAUUAUGUCUUGCUAACCUUAUCUACAGACUACAGCCAGCUGCUUUCAUUUAUCCAAACAACAGUUUUUCCUACUUUCUUUGGUACUUUAGACCUCUGCUUCAUUAACAGUCACUCCUUUAGCUAAAUCAGUCCUCUUUUUUUCUUCAGAAUAUUACAAAUCGCCAAUUACAAUAUAUUGUAUUGCUUGGGGAUAUUGGAAAUAAGAAGACCAUUGUUAUUUACAGUUAUGGUUUUGAAGAUUUAAUCUGUGUUAAUAGUUGGCUGGUAGAAAAAACAAUAUUCAACAAAAGACGGAUAAAACAGUUUGCAAAGAAAACGAUACCAAAACUAGUGAUACUAAAAAUAUUUAAUUAAAGUAUAUGAAUAAAUUUCCAUACAAUUGCAAAUUUGAGUACAGAAGCAAAAAAUUGUAUUUAAUUACAGCAAGUGAAAAAAUGUACAUUCCUCAAAAUUCAAAUAUUAAUUUACACACACAGUAAUAUAAUUUCUUGUAUAGCAAAAAUCUCUCUCUUGCUCUGUCUAUUUGUCUUGCUUUAUCGAUCAAGUCUCUCUAUGUCUAUCUGCUAAGAAACAUGGCGAGCUUCAUACAGGAAUUGAAUCCAAACGUUCUAGUAAAGAAAAUCUAGAAAUUGCAUCACCUAAUGGCAAUCUUGAGAAUCUAAUCAACCUUUUCCCCAUCUAGGAAAGGGGCAAGUAGAGAAGGAGUGACGCAGCACAUUUACACGGUGACAUCAAUAUCAAGAUCAUAUUAGCUAGUGGUGGCUAAAAAUAGCUCUUUGUUGAAUUUAAAAAAUCAGCCAAGUCCUAAGCAAUACAAGGCUAGUUAUACUAGGCUACAUGUAACAGCCAUUAUCCUGUUGUAAUAUUAUUUAUUUUUUUAUUUCUACUUUAAAACAAUUCCUAUUAAUAACACUCUUCUCUUUAGGCAAAUGAGUGCUAAAAAACACAAAAAGCACAAAAGUAAAAAAAUGUAGUGUUGUUUAACGCAGCCCUCGGUCAAACAAUGUUAACUGCAAGUGCACCAAAGCACCACUGAGGCAGUGUGAUGGUGCAUACAGAAGUAUGCUUAUGUUCAUAACCCGAUUUAUUGUUCAUUAACGAGACAAAAAUUGUUUAUUAACCAAUUUGUUUGCUAACCAGGACAUUCGUUAUCUGAGGUUCCACUGUAUACUAUUCCUCCAAGAUCUUGGGCAAAGCAAGCUCAUCACAUAUUUUUCUUGCUAAUAGAUAUUUGACCAUUCACAAUCACUCAAUAAUUGAAAAAGCCCUGAAUCCCUUUCAACAACAGUCCAGUAUUGAACCUUAUAUUAGGCCAGUUAAGUACAUUCUCUGCAAGUUUUGUCACUCUUGAUUGACAUAGGCCUGCAUAAUGAACAUGUAAGGCGGAAUGUAAUACUUUAUGAAAAACUUGUGCUGGCCAAAAGAAAAUAGGACAGGACUUGUGCGGGCUAAAAGAAAAUGGGACAGCGGGGAAAGCUAUUAAGAAAAUAAUAAGAAUAAAGAAUGAAUGUUGUGCAAGCCUGACAUAGACUAUCAAUAUCAGCUCUUCAUUGGAUUUUCAUCUAUCCCUGUGGCGCCCCAGCCCAUGUAGGGCUUUGGCCUGUUCCUUGUAGUUUGUCUAUGGCCAAAAGAUGGAUCCUUUGUAGACAUUUAGCCUUGAAAACUUCCAGUGUCUGUUGUAUAUGCUAGUCACUCCAGUAUUCUGAUCUAUAGAAGAGAGCACUUGACAGGGCCAUCAACAAGUGGAGAGGGGAAGCAAUAAAAAGACAUACCAGUUUAGUUUUUGGAGUUUUGGGAUGGGCCAUCCUAACUUUAUAUUGCUUAGACUUAGAACCUUACCAAGUUUGAAUCCGAAAUGUAGGUUUCACUGAGUGCACUCAGACUUAGCGUCUUUAAAUAAAUAAGAGUACUGAAUACAUGUACUGUGAUGUCUAAUCUAGAGUUAAAUAUAGUAUAUUAUUGAGUUUUUGGCAUAGGUCAAUUUAGAUAUUUGAUGUGAGCUAUCUUUAAGUUUUAAGAUUGACUGUUAAGACUUAACUCAAAGUGUAAACAGUAGGGUGGGUAUAGAUAAAAGUCAGAUUGUACAUCUUGGAUAACCAUCAUUUUAAAGUAAUUUUUAAGCAUGAUAUUUUGAAUAAUGUCUUUUAAAUUUCUUUUGACUUUUAAAUAACUAUUUUUUUCAUUUCAGAUAUCUACACUGACAAAACUUUAGUUUAAAAAAUGGCAAAAACCGGACUCUUAAUAUUAACCCAGCCAUUGUCUCAUCUGCGAACUUUAAUUUCAUCUUUAGUUGAAGAGGCAUCUGUGGUUGUAAAUGACACACUUUAUGUUUGUUUGCAACCAGCGUUACAUAAUCAACAUCUGACUCAAAGCAAAUUACUUCAGCCCCUACUCUGUACUCGAGAAAUUCAAUCAAUUAUUACAGAUUUUUAUCUAACUGGCUCAAAAGCAUGUAACAAUCUUGACAUCCGAGUGUUGCUUUCACAUAUAUGCAUGAAUCCUUCUCUUCACACUGUUGUUCCUUAUGAUUUGAAGAAAGAGGUUUCUGUACUUUUAACAGAUUCAGCAAAUCUAAAAGAUGUUUGGACUUCUGGCAGAAGUUCCUUAACUGAUAUAUUAAAAACUUCAUUUAACAAUGUUAAAGUAGACAUCAACUUCAGCCUUAUUCAGACUGGCGCUGUGCCGGUACAUAAUAAUUUAAAUUCUGAAUCCCAUGAAAUUGUGAAAACCUACCCUAACGUUGUACUUGGUGGAACUUUUGAUCGUCUCCACACUGGACAUAAACUUCUACUUACAGAGAGUUGCUUACGCUGUGAGAAUAAAUUAACUGUUGGUAUAACAGAUGGAGAGAGAAACAAAAGUAGGUUUCUGUUGUUUAAUGAUUAUUUAUUAUAAUAAUUCAAUACAUUGUUUUAGUAUAUUGGAGAAGAUUUCUUGACUUUUAUUUCCAGUAUUAUUCUUUAAAUGGAGUUAACAUUCUUACUAUUGAAAAUCAUUAUUUAAAAUGAUAAACAUUUGGAUUACUGAAGUAUAAAUAACUUGCUUUUUCAUGUAAACUCUAUAUUAUUACAAUAAUUGCAUGAUUCAUAAGAAGUUAAAUCUUUAUUCCAAAGAGAAAUCCUUAUGGGAGUUAAUGGAACCGUAUUCAGACAGAGAACAGCAAGUUUUCAACUUUGUAACUGAUGUGAAACCAAAUAUCAUCUUGGAGGCAGUAAAGAUAUUUGAUCCCUUUGGACCAACAAUAACUGACCCCAACCUCCAAUGUAUUAUUGUCAGUAAAGAAACAAAGGCUGGUGGAGAACAGGUUAAUGAAGAGAGGUUGAAAAGGGUAUGUAUCAUUUUAAAGAGAAUGUUUCAUUUGUGGAUAUUUUUUGCUCUAAAUUUCUCAUGUCUUAUAUGGAUUAUAUAGAGCAUCUUUGAAAUGAACUUGUAAAAAUUCUCAAUAGCUUUGCUAAUAAAAUUGCUAAAUAAAAGUAUAUACGAAAAAAAUUGUAAGCUCUUUUUAUGUAAAACAAAUUCUAAUUUAUGAGAGAUAUUGAAAGAUAUUAAAUUAUUUUAUUGGGAACUCUGGAAAUGAUUUAUUUUGUACUUAAACAAAUUUAGCCAAGCUGGACAAGGGUAAUGGUUCAACCAAUAGUUAGAAAUUUUUACUUUGUCAUAGUAUCCUCAGCUAUGGUCAAAUAGCUGAAAAGAAUGGACUAAAAAAAAACAUGUUAUUAUCAACCAAAAGAAAUUUGUUUCGUAAACUCCUUUUUUGUGCAAUUUAUAAUGUUUUUGCCUAAAUGGUAUGUAAGAAUAAGAUAUGAAAGAAAUUUUAAACUCUUGCGAUUGUAAAUUUUAGUCAUUUUGUUUUUAGUUAGGCAAGCAAGAAAAACAUUUAGAGUAAAAUGGCUGAAAAUAAACAAUCUAUUUCAAGGGGAUGAAUGCAUUGGAUAUGAUCAUCAUAGACUUGGUGGAUGACAGCUGCCAUGGAGUAGAUGAAGAAAGUAAAAUUAGUUCCUCAUCUUUUAGGAAACGAUUGCUUGGAACAUUGAUAAAACCAGUACAGGUAGGUUAUUUUAUAUCUAUGCUUUAUAUGAUUCCAGUCAUGCUUAAUGGAAUUAGGUGGCUAAAGAAGAGAUUUUAUUUUAAAUAAUUUUUUUUCAUCAUUAUUUAAAAGCAGGGGUCUCAAACUCGUGGCCCGCAAGACGAUAUUUUGCGGCCCGCUACAUGACAGCAAAGUUUAAUGUAGCCCGCGCGUUUUCUCCAGUCUCAUAUCUAUUAUGUGACACUCCACGACGGUUUUAGUCGAAUUUCAGCGAUUCGUCUAUUUCUGUUUUUAUUAUAUUUAUAUAGAUUUGUACGUUGAUUAAAAUGGUAACAUCAAUUUUAAAAUCGGAAUAAAAGUUUUUAUUUUAUAGCAUUUUAAGAGACAAACAUGGCCCAAAAGAGGUUUUGAGAAAAGUUUUAAAAGUCAGUUAGUGGGUAAUGCACAACAAUAAUUGUGUAAAUCGUAGCAAUUGGAUAGAGUAUCAAAGAAUCAAUAUUAAAAUUGCCGCUAGCAUUUACAAGUGAGGGAAAGUCCGAACCUGUCAGCUUGUCACUUUCAAAAUAGGGUUAGUAAAAUAGUACUUUUCUACGAUAAAAAAUCCAAUUUCAUUUUCCCUACAUUAGCAUCUUCCUUCGCAUCAAUAAUUUAUAAAUAUCGCCUGCUCCUUUCUACUGUUUGAACACAUUUUAGCAUUUAAAGCCUUCAAGGAGAAAGAUGGGGUGGUUGUUCCUGUACUAAGUGAUCCCAAAUGGCUCAUGGACUUGGCUUUUCAAGUUGAUAUUUCACAGCUACAGGAAGAAAUUUAUCACAUGUUAUUAGACUUCAAAACACACACAGCCACUUUUCAGCUUUUAGCUGACCCCUUCUCCUUUAAUGUGGAAGAUGCACACACUCCCCCUCCCCACUUCUCUAGAAUUUCAAAUGGAGCUGAUUGAUCUUCAGUGCAAUUCUAAGUUCAAGGAGGUGAAUGGAAAAAUAGACAAGCAUGGACAAUUUAUGAGAGUGAGAGCAUUGUCCUCCACCUUCCCUGAGAUUUCCAGGUUGUUCAAGCGGAUCAUGUGCCUUUUUGGAGAGAAGCUUUCUGUGCGAAAAGCUCUUUUCCACUAUGAACUUUAACAAGCCAAGAAUGAAACUUAUUGAUGAGCAUCCUCAAGCUAUACGGAGGGACUCAGUUGCUUCCUCAAUCAAGCCAAAUGUUGAUCAGCUAUGUAAGAAGAAGCGCUGUCAGGUCUCUGGCAACAAGGAUUAGGAGGAAGUAAGUGGAGCCUAGUUCUUGAGAACCCGUAUUGUUUUUAUUUGUUAUUAAUAAAGGUUAAGCAGAUUGUAACAGUUGUACUUUAUUGAAUUUGUAAUCACUUUGUGUGGAAUACUUAAUGCAGCCCAGUCGCGCAUAGACUCUACCUUCGGCGGCUCCCGGAUGAUUUGAGUUUGAGACCCCUGGUUAAGAGGAAUAAGAUGAUGAAUAAAAAAAAAAUGUUAACAUAUAGUUAGGAAAAUUGAAACAUAGACAAAAGCUCAUAGAAAUCUAUUGAGGUAUACAUCUCAUGUGGUACUAAUUCAGUUAUAGCUUCUUUUGAAUGAGUUAUAUCAUAUGGAUUAGCUAUCGGUAAUUAAAUGAAAAUGUUUACUUAAGCUUUUAACAUUAUUUUAUUUACAAAAAAUUGAUGACUGUGAUUCCUUUUACAAUUAAGUAUAACAAUAAUGUAGGAGUAAAAAUGUUUCUUUUGGUUUUUAAUUUUAUUUUUGUUCUUUAAUUAUCCAGUACCAUACAAAUCUUUUAACUGUUGUUGAUAAUGGUAUAAAUGGCACACAAAAAAUACAUUACUUUCUAAACAUUUAAGAAAAAUUAUAUGUUUAAGAACAGGCCUAAUAUUGGCAAGAGUCCUUACAGAAUUGCAGUAACUGGUGGCAUCGCAAGUGGCAAGUCCAAUGUUUGUUCAGAGUUACAGAAAUUGGGAGCGAAAAUUGUCAACUGUGAUUUAUUAGGUAAGCUUUCCAAUGUUCAAAUUCUAUUUUCUCAUCAAUCUGUUUCAAGAUUUUACACUACACAUUUCACAGAUAUACCUUGCACUUUUAUCUUGUUAGGGAUUAGAUCAUGGACAAAAGUACAGAAUAGACUAAUGACAUGGCAACUACGAAUGCUGUAGGACUUAAUCUCAAACUAACCAUAGAGUGAAUAUUUAUUUAUGGAAGGGUCACGUUGUUAGGACGGGUAGAUUUAAUUUAUGUGGAGAUGCGUAAAUGAUUGGCAUGUGAUGGGGUGAGAAGUUUUAAGAUGCAUGAAAUCAAGUUCUAUAUCGCAUUUGUGAAAUAGAAUGGAGGCCAUAAGAUAUUUAUUUUAUCACGUUAAGAAACCCAUGCCGAUUCAAAUGGGAAAAUGUAUUAGAAAUAGCUAAAUCUGAAUGGAGAUUAACAAAUCUGAUUGAAGUGUGAAUACAUGGAAAGAUAGGACACUGUGAAUUUUGUAGGGGGCCAAGGGAAUUUAAGGGUUCCAAUAAUCUGGGUUUUUCAUACAAUUUUGGGAGAUAUAAGUGGGGAUAUUUCGUAGUAAAAAGCUCAUUUUAGAGUUACCAGACUAGUUAAAAAUUGUGAAAAUGUCACAGUGACAAUAGUCAAAGUAUUGCAUUAUUUUUUCUUCUUCUUCUUUGUUUUGAGGGCCCACGAUCAAUGAAUUGAUUAUCUGGCUCCUAUUUGUCUCUAAAAAAUCAAAUGGCAUAAUAUAAUAUAAUAAAUUGAUAUUUUUCUUUGGGGAAAAGUAAUCUUAUUUCCUAAAUUUUUCAAAUUAAUUGAUGUCUCAAAAAUUUUUGUAGGUUUUUGUUUAAUUUUUUAAAAAAGAUAAACAACACUGAUGUUGUCAACUUGCAUACUAAUGGGGCUGUAGUCUAAAAGAUAGUAGUUUUCUUUUAGGGGGACUGAUCAUCUAAAACAUAUUGCAAUGUGCACAAAGAAAGAAAGUUUAUGUAACAUUUGUCUUAAAAAAACAAAUUUUUUUUUUAAUAACACAAUAUUAAAUUUGAUCUUUAAUUAUAAUGGCUUUUACAAUAUUAAAUUGAAAUAUGCAUGAAAUUUUGCUUACUUUUAUAAUUUAUUUCUCUAGGUCGUAAUUGUUUUCUAAAAUUUGUUAUAUAUUAUUAUCAGGCCACAAAGCAUAUGUUAAAGGUACCACAGCACAUUCAGAUAUUGUCAGAGAGUUUGGAGAAUCUAUUGUUGGUGAAGAUGGGGAAAUCAACAGGCAAAAACUGGGACAGAUUGUGUUUAAUGAUAAAGUCAGUUGUGAAUUUCAUUUCCUUAUUGUCUAAAUGUACAUGAAUUAUUUUUAUGAUAAAAUUCAAUAUUUGGGGUUAAAUAAUCUUUUUUUUAAAAAAUACGAAUUUUAUUCAAAUAUACAGCUGUAAACUGUAAAAAUUCAAUUUAUCACAAUUUAAUAAAACAUUAAUAUAAUAAAAAUAAUAACCACACAUUUUAAUAAUUUUAAGUGGUAAGUUUAUGGUAAAAAAAUUAAUUAAAAUGAAUUAUAUAAUAAUUUAUUAAAGAUAUUCUUUAUAUAUUUUAAAAUUCAUUACAAUGUUAUUUUUGAUUGAAAAUAAAUUGAAAAUUGAAAGUUGUUGUCAUAUUGGGGGAAAUAUCUUGCAACUAUUUAACGUAUUUAUCGGCAUAUAACACGCACCGGCGUAUAAUACGCGAUGCCGUAUGUGGUAUGUAAUGUGGGUCCUUAACAUUAUAUAGGCCUAUAACACGCACAAAUCAAUAGCCCCCUAUUUUCAGGGAGAAAAAGUGCGUGUUAUACGCCGAUAAAUACGGUAUUUUAAUUCUACUAACCAACAACUAAUCCAAGCUGCUUUAAUCUUUUUGGGGUACUCAUUGGGAAAUGAAGUUAAAAAUGAGGGUCUAACUUUGCAGUAGAAAACAAAAAAGAAAAGUUGUUGAUCAAAUGCACCAGAAAAAAUGAAUUUGCUCUGCUGAUCUAUCAUGUUAAUAUUUUAAAUGACUUCAAUAAUGUCAAGAGAUUCCACAGAUUUUUUUUUUCAAAAGAAGGUUUUAUCCAUGUAUUAUUUGUAUUCCUCAACACCACAUGUAAAUAUCAAUUGAAGAUUUGUUGGUACAUAUUUUGAUCAAAGUUUUACACUUUAUUAUUUUUUUUCCAGACUAAACUUAACAAGCUCAACAGCAUAGUUUGGCCAGUGAUUCGCAAACUUGCUGAGGAUGAGAUCUUAGAACAUAAAACAGGUAUUAUGAACACGUAUUUAAUAUAUUCAUUAUGAUUGCUUCAUUUAUAUUUCAUUAGUUAAUAUUUUAAGUUAUUAUCUUAUUGGUAGAUAUGUUGGUAUUGUUUUCUCAGUUGGUGUUGAAAUAGUUGUGCUUGAGGCAGCUGUCCUCUUUGAGGCUGGUUGGGAUGAUAUGGUUCAUGAGGUGUGGACGGCGUUUGUUUCAGAAGAAGAGGUAAAAUGUUAUAAAGUUAUAAAAGUUUUUCCCAUCUUUAUUUCAUGGCAGCAUUAAUGCCUUAUUUUUAAAAAUAAAAGUUUAGCAUAAUAAUGUCUGAUAGGCAUAUAUGCAUAUUGACACUUCCAUAAUAAAAUAAAGUUUAAAAAAAAUACAUUUUAAGUAUUUGAUCAUAGCAGCAGUUAAAAUCUAUUUUUGAGCAACUCUCACUUUGAUACAGUUUGGUACCAGCAAAUGAACUAUAUUUGUUACCAAUUAUUUUAAAAGUCUAAGAUUUAAAAAACAAUUUCUUCAUUUUGUACUGUAUUGCUUACACUAGCAAAUUAUAUGAGUGGGUUACAAACUCUUCAGGGUUUUCCCAUCUUAUGAACCAACUAGCUUUAGAAUGGGUUUAGACAGCACAUGUUUCUUUGGUGUUUUCAUUUUGAACUGUGUCUAGGCCAUCAAGAGAAUCACAACCAGAAAUAAGCUUAGUCAAGAAGAUGCACAGAAAAGAAUCAACUCUCAAAUUUCUAAUGUUGCAAGGAUCGCCCAAUCUAAUGUUGUAAUCUGUCCUCAGUGGGAAUUUGAGGUCACCAGAAAUCAGGUAUGAGAUCUAGCUAAAUUUUAAACCUGGGCAAAGGUGAAUAAGAUCCACUUUUGAGGUUGGUUUCCAUUGCCAAACAAUGUCUUGAUAAUCUGGUUGUCACAUUUUCUUGAUAUUUUUUUGUCCAAAUUUAUUUAUUUUGACAGGCUAAUCUUGCUUAAUUACUUGCACUGAUUGACUUUGACAUAGUUAAAAAAACGUGAAAGAGCUCAUUAUUAGACAACAUGUAUUGUCCUUCUCAGUUUGAGUAUUAAUAAAUGUCAUACCAGUAAUGUUCAAAUACAAGUUUUAUAGCACUAAAUAUACAUUUAAUAUUUUCAAUAAUUUCAUAGACAUCUUAUGUUUUUAUUGGUUUAUUUCAUUAGCUCACAAUUUCCAUUGUUUAUUAUUUCCCCACUUAUGCAGUUGCAGAGGGCCUGGACUUUGUUGCAACAACGAAUUAAUAAAAAUCCACAGACCAAGUUGUGAACAGAGAAUAAACCAUCAAAAGUAUUCUGUUGCAGUUCAACCAGGCUGAUGAGAUCAAUACAUGUUAAAAUUACUAUUGCGAUAUGUAUGUUAUCUGUAGUUUUAUUUUGUCAUUUUUAUCAUUUGUCAUAUUUAUGGCACUGUAGACUUAUUUAAAUUCAUAAAAUAAUAUGUUCACACUAUCUAUGCAGCCACUCAGUGAACUUGAUUGCCUUGCUAUUCAGAAUUAUUACAGCUCUUUUCUACUCAGGAAAUUGAUUAUAUAGCAAUAAUUUUAUCCCCAGAAUGAUUGAUUAAAUUCUAUUUAUUAAAUUAAAAAAAAACACACUUUUUUUCUGUCCAGAAUUUUUUCAUUUAAAUUUCUUUAUCUAACCUUUUAGCAGGUAAGUUAUUUGUUGAUCUUCUAGACGUAUUAUCAAAUGGAGUAAGGUAUUAAAUAUAUAAUAAUUAAUUGUUUCAUCUACAAUUUCUUGCCAAAGUUGUAUUAAUAUCUCUCGUACGGAGAGAUCACUUAAGUAAAUUUCCAAUACACUUGAGGGAAAAUGAUGUAUACAUGUUGUGUAAGGAAAGUUUUAACUUUGUGGUGCCCAUCUGGGGAAGGUAAUAAGGGGGUAUGGAGAUGUGGCAUUUGAAAAUGAAAUAAAUAUAAAUGGACAUUACACCAGGACAAGGGUCAAGCACUUGCAAUAGUCGACAUUAGAGGUUAACUCUAGCUGUAAGAUAUUUAUUGCUUGAUUGGUAGUAAAAUGAAAUUAAAAGUAGGAAAAAAAAAGGACAGAAAAGUUUUAAUUCCAAAUCACACUCUAGGGGCAUUACUCUGCGAAUGAGUGAAGGUUUCAUAUACAAACAUCAAAUCCCUUUUAUGCUCUUCUAUAUAUAUAUUUAAAUCCACCCUGUUUUAGUAUAAUAUUUAGGAUUUUUAUUAAAAACAGACUGUUAGUUGAUUUGUUAUAUUAAAUAACUUCUAUCACCAAGAAAGAAUGGGAUUAUUGUAGAUAAGCACUAUGCAAAAGACUGAUAUAUUUUGUACAGAUUAUUUUUUUUAUUUAAUCAAACUUUGUUAAUAUUAUUUCUUGAAUACCU